This is a messenger RNA of Thamnophis sirtalis, 2273 nucleotides long. NCBI's taxonomy places the organism in Eukaryota, Metazoa, Chordata, Lepidosauria, Squamata, Natricidae. The record is from RefSeq and is a predicted model, not a curated record.
GGUUCUUGGAUUUAAAGCAAUACUGUGAGAAACUAUCUAAGUUUGUAUAUAAGCAUGGGGACCCCUGGCUCAGGAAGGAAAAGAACUCCGAUGAAGGACAGAUUUUCUGCAGAAGAUGAAGCCCUAGGUCAUAUUGCUAGAGAGGCCGAAGCACGCCUUGCAGCCAAACGUGCAGCCCGAGCGGAAGCAAGGGAUAUACGCAUGAGGGAAUUGGAACGCCAACAAAAAGAGCUUGAAGAGAGGACUGACAAACCAUAUUCUGAUUUAUACACAAGGCCAGCAUCUCGCAAUUCAGCAACCCCUAUAAGUGGAAAUUCUUCCAGACGAGGAAGCGGAGAUACAAGCAGCCUAGUUGAUCCUGAUACCUCAUUAAGUGAAUUACGGGAUAUCUAUGAUCUUAAGGACCAGAUACAAGAUGUAGAGGGGAGAUACAUGCAGGGACUUAAAGAACUAAAGGAGUCACUUGCUGAAGUUGAAGAGAAAUACAAGAAGGCCAUGGUUUCUAAUGCCCAGCUUGAUAAUGAAAAAAACAAUUUAAUCUAUCAAGUGGAUACUCUAAAAGAUGUCUUUGAGGAAAGAGAAGAGCAAUUAGCAGAAUACUAUAGGGAAAAUGAAGAAAAGACUAAGGAAUUGGAAAGACAGAAACAUAUGUGCAGUGUGCUACAGCAUAAAGUAAAUGAACUCAAGGAAAGCCUUUGCCAAAGAGAUGAAUUAAUAGAGGAGAACCAGCGCAUGCAGCAGAAAAUAGAAUCUAUAUCCAAAGAGGUGUUUGACCUCCAGGAGACAGUUAAUUGGAAAGAUAAAAAAAUUGGGGCUCUAGAGAGACAAAAAGAAUAUUUUGACUGCAUUAGAAUUGAGCGAGAUGAGCUCAGAGAUGAGCUGGCUAACCUGAAGGAAACAAUGAAGAGAGGAGAGAAACAUGGAUUAGUAAUAAUCCCAAAUUGUGAUAUUAAUCAUGAACCAGUAAUUGGUGCAAUUACAGUUGUAUCACAAGAAGCUGCUCAAGUUUUGGACUCAGCGGGGGAAGGACCACUAGAUGUUAGGCUACGAAAGCUAGCAGGAGAAAAGGAAGAGUUAUUGUCACAGAUUAAAAAAUUGAAAUUGCAAUUGGAAGAAGCACAGCAGAAAUCCUCUAGGAAUGACAGCACAAAUUCUGAUUUAACAGGACUGGAAAAUGGUUCUGAUUUGCAAUUAAUUGAAAUGCAGAGAGAUGCCAACAGACAAAUAAGUGAUUUCAAAUUUAAACUUUCAAAAGCUGAACAAGAUAUAACUACUUUGGAACAAAAUGUUUUAAGACUUGAAGGACAGGUGGUGAGAUAUAAAACUGCUGCAGAAAAUGCAGAAAAAGUAGAAGAUGAACUGAAAGCAGAAAAGAGAAAACUUCAGCGAGAGUUAAGAACAGCAUUGGAUAGAAUAGAAGAGAUGGAGAUGACCAACAGUCACUUAGUGAAACGGUUAGAGAAAAUGAAGGCAAAUCGAACUGCACUACUAUCUCAACAAUAGAAAGGAAACUAAAGAAUGCACUGCUCCUUGAAAUGCUUGAGCUUAUUUUAAUACAGACUUUCCUUGGCAUAAAUUUGAAAAAAGCUAUUCAUUGUCUUUUAGUUUCAUAAUUAAGUGGCAAAUAUUUUAACUUGAGUAAAUGGGAAAAACCACUUAAAUCUUUGUCGGUGAUGAGUUUUAACAGCUUAAUUCAAAAAUCUGAUUGAACCCAAUAUUUAUGGUUGAUUUACUUUAUAUAAACUACUGUUUUCACACUUGUGAAAUCAGGUUUAUUCUCUGAAUUAGUUUCAACUGCUUUAAUGCUUGGUGCUUGGAAAGAGAUGCACAAAUUCAAGUGUAUGUUGCACAACAAGCUAGCCAAUUACAUGCUCAACAUCAAAUGGCACAAGUGCCUUUAAUAUGGUGCAAUGAGUACUUAAGAUAUUAGAACAAAAUAUAAUAUGGAAAUCAAAUACCAUUUAUUUUAAAAUACAAUUGGAGUCUUGUUUGCUAAAUUUUAUACAUUUUGAUGGAAAACACUUUUGUACAAUAUUUAAAUUUAUAUAAAAAUAGAAAUGACUGUAUAAAAUCUGCUUUAUUGCAUGGUGAUGCACACUUGAGAUUUCAAUUUUAAACAGAACCAUCCCUAUUCUUAAUGUAAGAAUAGUGAGCAAGAUUUGUUACUGUACAGUGUGUAAAACGUGAUAUGUGUGAUGCUUAAGUGUGGAGUGAAAUGUGGGUGGGAGAAAUGUGGCAGGUACAAACCUAUUAAAUGGACACUUUGCAUAGCA